Messenger RNA from Oikopleura dioica, 708 nucleotides. The record is from the annotation of a GenBank genome assembly. Lineage: Eukaryota; Metazoa; Chordata; Appendicularia; Copelata; Oikopleuridae.
AUGACAACCAACGAAACACAACAAACAUACCUCAGCAAUUUCGUCAAAGCCUUGGCGGUGAAAAAGUGCUGGGUCUCCACCUCCCCUCAUGCGGAUGAACUCUUUCCUCGUGCGGUUAAAAUAAUCGAAAAUGCCUGUCCAGUUGGUGUUUCUUCAAACGUCUAUGCUUCUGGCCAGGGGCAAAUUACACGAAUCUCUUUCGACUCGGAAACGCCCGAGCUUGAAUAUCUCCAAUAUUCGCGCGACCCAUUUUACGUCCACUGCGAUAUCACAGUCUGUUUUAUCAACGAAGAAUGCCCUGGAUUCUGUGAGCAUUCUAGAGAACACCCUGUUUGGAAAAGCUUUGUGAAAGACAAUCAUUACCAACAGCUUUCCAUUCACAAUAGAUGGGGGCCUUUUUACAAAUCCGAUUCACCAGCCCUUGAUUUCGCAAAUCUUGAGCCCCAGGAAAAAGAGCCGGACGAAGAGGAACAGCUCUCGGCCAUAAAUCAGUAUUUGGAAAUGCUGAGCAUGCAAGAAAACAAAGAAGAACCUCCCCCUGAAGAAGAAAAAUUCGUUGCUCCAGGCGGAUCUGGACCCUUGGUCCUCAUUUUCUCCCUUGUUUUUUCAUUCGUCGCGACGAUGGCACUUAUUUCCACCGUGUCAUUCUUCUGCUCCCGCCGAGGAUCAUACGAUGUUCUCAAUCAUUCAAGAGCUUUCACUACAUAA